CCAGGGGCGGGGUCGGGGAGGGCAAGGGCGGAAGUUCCCCGCAGGCCUUGGGUUGGAAGCGCGCACCCCGAGUCACUUGUCAGCGCUCUUCUGAGGCGGAGGCAUCGCCGUGCCGGUCCCGGGUUUCUUUCAUUUUCUGGCCUUGGACUUUGAGUCAUUAGAACCAUGAGCAACUACAGUGUGUCCUUGGUUGGCCCAGCUCCUUGGGGUUUCCGGCUGCAAGGUGGCAAGGAUUUCAACAUGCCCCUGACAAUCUCUAGUCUAAAAGAUGGUGGCAAGGCCUCCCAGGCAAAUGUAAGAAUAGGUGAUGUGGUCCUCAGCAUUGAUGGAAUAAGCGCCCAUGGAAUGACUCAUCUGGAGGCCCAGAACAAGAUUAAGGGUUGUACAGGCUCUUUGAAUAUGACUCUGCAAAGAGCAUCUGCAACACCUAAACCUGAGCCAGUUUCUGUUCCAAAGCCCACAGUCACCAGCGUGUGUUCCGAGACUGCUCACGAGCUAGCAGAGGGACAGAAAGGAUCCCAGGGUGACAUUAAGCAGCAAAAUGGGAAAACCCCACCUAAACGCCCACCAAGAAAACACAUUGUGGAGCGUAAUACAGAGUUUUAUCACAUACCCACUCACAGUGAUGCCAGCAAGAAGAGACUGAUUGAGGAUACUGAAGACUGGCGUCCAAGGACUGGAACAACUCAGUCUCGUUCUUUCCGAAUCCUUGCCCAGAUCACUGGGACUGAACAUUUGAAAGAAUCUGAAACUGAUAAUACAAAGAAGGCAAAGUUUGACAGUUCUCUGGAAGACCUACUCAAGAGUGAACCUCACCCACCUGCAAUUCCUCAGGUGUUAAAUAUUGGUAGACAAGUAGCCACACUUCCUAAAGUAGCAACUACAUGUCCUAGCAGCUCCACAAGAAAUGUAGAAGGUUCUUUGGAAGGUUCUGGAAACUUUUCUACCUUCUCUUCUCCUGCUAGAUACAGUGCUGCAGUUCUGAGCAGUGCAGCUGCUACCGUGUCUGCUGUCAUUGCUGCAAAAACCAGGCUCUCCAGUCCUGAAAAGUAUUGCUCUCUGCUGGAGGCACUUUGCAUCAGCCCUGUUUUCCAGCCUCUAGCUUUCUCCCAUCUCCAGUCCUGCAGGAGAUUGGCUGGCUCUGUCCAUGUUAAGAAAACAAGUAACUCUCAGGAGCCUUCUCAGCAAUUGGCUUCCCCAGCAGCUUCAGCUCGGAGCAUGCCUGAGACUCUGGAAAGCCCAGGCUCCAGCAGGCCAGGGGUGGCCAGCCUCACAACUGCUGCUGCCUUCAAGCCUGUAGGAUCUACCAGUGCCAUCAAAUCACCAAACUGGCAACGGACAAACCAAGCAGCACCUUCCACUGGAAGAAUCUCAAACAGUGGGACUCCUUCAGGAGCAGGGGCACCAGCCAACUCCGCUGCAGGGCAGCCCCAGCCAAGUGACCAAGAUACUUUAGUGCAGAGAGCUGAGCACAUUCCUGCAGGGAAAAGAACUCCAAUGUGUGCCCACUGUAAUCAGGUCAUCAGGGGACCAUUCCUAGUGGCACUGGGGAAAUCUUGGCACCCAGAAGAAUUUAACUGCGCUCACUGCAAAAAUACAAUGGCCUACAUUGGAUUCGUAGAGGAGAAGGGAGCGCUGUAUUGUGAGCUGUGCUAUGAGAAAUUCUUUGCUCCUGAAUGUGGUCGAUGCCAAAGGAAGAUCCUUGGAGAAGUCAUCAAUGCUUUGAAGCAAACUUGGCAUGUUUCCUGUUUUUUGUGUGUGGCCUGUGGAAAACCCAUUCGUAAUAAUGUUUUUCACUUGGAGGAUGGGGAACCCUAUUGUGAGACCGAUUAUUAUGCCCUUUUUGGUACUAUAUGCCGUGGAUGCGAAUUUCCCAUAGAAGCUGGUGACAUGUUCCUGGAAGCUCUGGGCUAUACCUGGCAUGACACUUGCUUUGUAUGCUCAGUCUGUUGUGAAAGUUUGGAAGGUCAGACGUUUUUCUCCAAGAAGGACAAGCCUCUUUGCAAGAAACAUGCACAUUCUGUGAAUUUUUGAAAGUCAGCAGUUCAGGGAAAGAAGAAAUUCGAAGAGAAAGAGGAGAAUUGAAAUUACCAAUUAAUUUUUAGAUUUAAUAUUUAUUUGGAGUUUUGAAAAAUAAUAGUGGCCCUGAAGGGAUAAAUUCCAGCAUUAAAAACUAAUUCUAUGAGGAAAUAUUUGGCUUCAUAAAGUAAAGAGAUGGUUUGGCAUUUGUUAUUACUUUUUCUGCCCAUAAAAUAACCUUUAUAAAAAUCAGUUUCCUGGUUGACUAUUAAAUUCAUCUUUGAGUAAAUUAGCAAAGAAUUACAUUUUAGAUUAAUAACUACAAUCUCUAUGCUGAAAUAAUUAUACUUUCUUUCCUUGUUUCAUAGUUAAGAUAGUAUAAGGCAAUGAAAUUGCCUAAAAUUUUAUUAAUAAGAGAAUCUUUUUUUAAAACUACUGUUUAUCUUUAAAACAGUGCAUGAGAGUUUAAACAGAACUUUAUCAGUAGGAGAUAUCAGUUUAAGAAAAACAGUGUACUUUUUGUUUGUUUGUUUGUUUGUUCUUAAACAGUAGGAAAGCCAGUGAUAUUUUUGAUCAAAACGUAUCAAACCAUUCUUCUCUUACCCCCUUCCAAAAAGCUGCCAUAUCACUUAUAAAAUCUCAAAUACUUGCCUUUUAUUAAAAUGUGACUAUUUCUACUCAUUGUGUAUGCUUCAUCACCCAUAUUAGCCAAACCCGGAAGUUUCCCUUCCCUCAGUGAGAUAAAGAGCAUAAAAAACUUUGGGCUCUAACAGUUUGCUUUCUUUAAAGAGAAAACAUAGGAAAGACUGUGGUUAGGAAUUAUGGCAACUGAGAAGAUUGCACCUAAAAAAGCAAACUGCUCCCUUUUCAGAGUUGUGCCACCGACUGAAGUUUUGAGAGCCGUUUUUGCAGAAGUUUUUGUUUUGUUUUGUUUUGUUUCAUUGAAUUAUAAAUUAGAAUUGGUUUGGGAUUAUAAUAAGCUCUAGAUUUUGUGUGUGUGUGUGUGGUUUUUCUCUCAUAAGAAAUGAACUACUUCCAAAUGUGAUCACAAAGUUUGGAAAGCUUUUAUUCACAGAGAUUUGGUAGCAUAGGAGGGUGAGGUGAUUAAUUACUCAGAUUGGCCUCUUAUUUGUUUUCCCCAUUUGGGUGAAGAAUUAUGUAGACACCACAUGGAAACAGAGAAACAAUUGUGAAACUGUGGGUCCCAGUUGAUAUUUGCCCAGUGAGAAAACAGAUUAUGGCAUUCGAUAGUUUUUCUCUCUGUUUUUUCUUUGUUUCUAGAAUGGGUGAAAGCCUAUGAUCCCACUGAGUUAUAAUUUAAAUCUGUUUGAGGCAAGGUGCUUUUAAAGUCCAGACAAAGUCCCCAAGUCCUUCCUGCCCCAUCACUCACUAAGGCCUUCACUUCUAUUGUGUGUAUGUUUGUUAUAGUGGAGGUUUUAGGCUACACUAUUUGUUUAACCUCCCUAAGAACUUUCAAGGCAUCUGUCCUGAAAGCUGCUAAUUUAUGGUCUAGCAGAUUUAUAUUAUAUGCAGAUAAUAAUUAACUGGGGAUAAAAGAAUAGGAGGGGGUGACACAAGUGGCAAACUGAAUACUUCCCCAAUAGCUCCGCCAGACUACCUCCUCACCCUGCAUCUUGUAGGGAGGGGGAAAGCUUCUGAGAUGAAGUGCUGGAGUUGAAUUGUGCAUUAGAUUUCAUUGCUGCUGAAGUCACCUUUGUGUGACUUGCUGGCUAAUGUGCAUCCUUACAUAUCUUAACAUUCAGUCUUUUUGCUUUAUACAAUACAAAGUUGGUGGUUUUGAUUUGAUGGAGGUUUUUUGUUGUUUAGUUUUGCCUUUAUAGAUUGUUUGCCAAGAUAGUAUUUUAUAAGUGAAAGGCAUUGCAGUAGUUUUCUUCAAAGAAUUGUAUUUGACCUGGAUUUCUUACAAAGCUAUCUUUGAGGGUAUCUUUAGACUUUCUGCAUAUUCUUCAUGGAGCAUAAUGUUUCCUUUCUCCAAAUUUUAAUCCCUAGAAAGGUAGUGUUGCUUCCUAAAUAUCAUUUUAUUUUUGUGCUCUGUCUGUGGUGUCACAGAACUUUUUAUCUGUUCCUAAAACAGUUAAUUCUGUGAAAUAAAUAUUGCCCAUAACCCAGAAGAAUCUCUGUGUUUUACAGUGGGGAACACUGUGUUUAAUUCACCAGCAUCAAUUUUCUAAUAACUGGCUGAGCACUUUAUUCUUCCAGUGAGCUCUCUUGAGUAUUUAUUUUUCUGACUAUAAAUAUUCUGUGUCAGUAGCAUCUUUAUUAUUACUUCUUUCCUGUAGAACAUUGACUUUUCAUCUCCCUAGAUGUAUAUUUAAAUUGAUAUACUUGGUAAAACACAGAUGAAAAUCAUAGUACAUGACUCAAAAUCUCCUCUACUUUAAUCUCCCACUUUAAAAAUUUUAGUGAUGGGUUUAGAUUCUCCAGACUCGGAAGGGAUGAAUAUUGCCCACCAAAGUAGCAAUCUAAAAAUGAUCCCCUCUGCUUUAGGGUAUAGUAACAUGGGUAUUCCUAUUGAUUAAGGUUACAUUUAGAGUUUUGUUUGGGUUUGUUUGUUUGUUUUCCAAGUUGUGCUAGGGAUCAAACCCAGGGUCUUGCGCAUGCUAAGUCAGCACUCUGCCUCUGAAAUACAUCCCCAGCCCUUUUUGUUUUUAUUCUGAGACGGGGUUCUCAUUCAGACUGGCCUCAAACUUGAGGUCUUCAGGCCUCAGCCUCCCAAGUAGCUGGAAUUACAGGUGUGCACCACCAUAGCUGACAAUUUAGAGUUUAAAAUUAAAACCUAUUCAUAACAGUUUAAAUCUCCAAAAUAUUAGUGUAACCUUAUGUUUAAAAUUAUUCACAAAACAUAAAAUUUUUAAGGAGUGCUAUAUUAGAAGCAGUUUCAUAGGAAAUCCUUUCUUCCCCUUGUUGAGUGUGAAUCCAAAGACAUACUGAUAUUUUGUGACAUUUGGAGUUAGUCAGCCCCAUUGAAGGGAAGGGGAAUCAUAUUGAGUAGUUUUACACAAAUCUUAACCUGGCCUCAAUUUGUCUCCCUCACCCCCAAAUGUUGAAAGGUAUCUGAUUUGAAUUCUUAAUGUAUAAUUUGCCUUAUCUAUAAUAAUCUCUAUCUUCUGUUUAAGUUUUUAAGUUUGUAUAUACCUGCUGUUUUGCUUUUGGAUACAUUUUCUAAUUAAAAAAUCACAUGAGAAAUAUAAUCGUUAUAGUAAUACCUUUAUGUGCACAUACUCGAUAAAUAAAUGCCUGCAAUGUUA
Molecule: messenger RNA, 5288 nt
Organism: Sciurus carolinensis (gray squirrel)
Lineage: Eukaryota; Metazoa; Chordata; Mammalia; Rodentia; Sciuridae
Gene: Pdlim5
Product: PDZ and LIM domain 5
Biological process (GO): muscle structure development; actin cytoskeleton organization; heart development
Cellular component (GO): stress fiber; Z disc; adherens junction
Molecular function (GO): muscle alpha-actinin binding; actin binding
Source: RefSeq, a predicted model, not a curated record